UUGGUGUUGAUUAUUGACAAACGAUUUGUGCGCAGUAAUCUGAAAUUAUUCAUGCUUCGAGCUCAAAAUGAAACAAUCGGAUAGUAAAGGAUCAUGUCGUUGGCUUUUGUUGGUUGCAUUUCAAUGUUUCCUGCUAGAAUCGGAAGUUUCUUUGGCUCAUGAGAAAAUUAAGCGGUUUGUAUCUAUCCAACCAUCAAAUCUCGUGGAGCUCAGAGAAGAGUCGAAGUAUUACACUUCAGCGAUAAAAAAACGAAAUCAUGACUGCUGGUGGACAGGCUGUCAAAAAAACGACUGGGCUGUGGUCGGUUGUGGUCAGUAUAAUAUGAACGAAAAGUCCAAUCGAAACUGUCAAGACGGCAAAGAAUACAAUUGCUGUCCAAAAUCGUUUAAUUCAAAUAUGGAAUCAACGACUUCUACAACUUCAACUACAACAACUCCACCUCCACCUACAGUUGAUUGUUGGUGGACUGGUUGUCAAAAAAAUAGCUGGGCCAGUGUUGGUUGCGCUCAAUAUAAUCGAACCGAGAAAAAUAAACGCGAAUGCGACGACGGAAAAGAGUAUUAUUGUUGUGUGGGUUCACCAGAAUCUCGAGAGUGCUGGUGGUCAACUUGUCAACUUAAAAACGAGACAACUCGAGGUUGUCCAGUUGGUUUCGAUUUCUUAAGUUCUGAACCAUGUGAAGAUGGAGAUUUAUUCCAAUGCUGUGAGAAUCCAGAUCGAAAACUUCCCCCUGAAGUUGAACCAUUUACGGGAGGUUCAUAUGAAAAUUUCGUCCAAUAUUUACUACUUAAGGCUCGUAACUUUACAUUGGCACCAAGCAAUUUACAAUGUACUCAAUUAGAUCCAGGAAAAGAGGUGAUUAUAAGUGUUGGUGAAAAUGACGGGAUUCGAAUGUGUGACUUAUGUCCCAGUUUUCCUAUGGUCUAUUUGAACGAUUUCUUUCUUGAUCGUAUUCCAAGUAAUACUACUUCCAAUGUUGACUUUGUAAAUUGUUUCGCUUCUUGUGAAGCAAACGCUCGUUGUUUAGCCUUUUCCUAUGAUAAAGAAUCAGUUACAUGUUAUAUGUUCAAUUCAACUGUCGGUGUAUUGAUAAGUGACCUAGGGUGGAAAACGGUUCUCAUGACUCAACCUUCAGGAGUAAUCGAGAAUUGGUAUUAUUCCCGACAUACUUCAAUUUCUGGUACUUUUGACAAGAUCGUUGAAAAGACCCAAGGUUUUCGUGAUUGUUUGACACUUUGCUCAAAGGAAGAUUCUUGUAAACAUGUUUCCUUUAACGUUGAUACAACUCAAUGUAAAAUGUAUUCAAAUAUUUUAUCAAUUGAUUACGUUGAUUUUAAUUAUGGUUGGUUAACAGCCUUCGAUUUGAACGACAUAUCAGCUUCUAAUCCCGAUAAUUCAUGGCGAUUUACUCGAGAUGAGAACAAUUUAGAUCUUCUGGCCAAUUCCAAGACCACUGUAGAAAAUUCUUGCACCAAGAUGAAAAAUCUAACUCAUUCUGCUUAUUUCUCGAAAGAAUGUUACACAUCAGGAGCUCUUGGCUGUGAUUCAGCGACCGGGUGUCGAACUUGUUACUAUCCCGAGAAUUCAGGACAACUUUUUGACAACAAUUUAAUCGCUUGUCCAGAUAGUAUAAUGACGAAAUCUUUCGAUUUAGCGAAUGAAGUAUCAACUCUUCGAAUGGUUUCUUGUCUAUCUAAUCCCAAUUGUUUCGGUGUUGGUGUUAACGGUGACGUCGCCUAUUCAGAGGAAAUUGUUCCCGAAACUUUAUCCAAAGCGUAUCAGACUCGUUACAUGUUGAGAUACCCGAAAGAGUCCAAGGGUUUACAUCCGUUCUUGAUGCGAAACGAUUUCCUUGCCGAUUAUGACUUCGUUUCUUCUGGUUCAAUCACUGAAGUUUACAAUGAAAUGACCAAAGAUAAACUUGAAGAUUGUUUAGCUGAGAUCAAUAAGAAUGAUAAAAUUACUAAAGUUAGUUACUCAUUAUCGUCCAAGAAAUGUAAAGUUGGUUCUAACCAAGUAACACUAGUCAACUCACCCAAUCAGGGGUUAAUUACUAUGAUUAAACAUCCAGAAAUAUCUUCAUCAUUAGCUUAUUAUUCAGCGAUCUAUGGAGUUACUCUCGAUACCAGCAAAGCCAAGUUCAAUAUGAAAGAUUGUCGCAAUUGCGAGGAGACUUGUGCUAACUACUGUAAAAAUGACGCCAAAAGUUGGUGCGGAUACUACAGUGUUUCAUACGCUUCCAAUAGUGGCCAAUGUUGGUUUUACGAAGACGAUGAUUCUUUGAUGGUGAAGGCCUCAGAUACAACGAUUACAUACAAACGAACAUCAACUUUAGAGUUUAACUUGGAAUCAUUGAAUCGAUUACCGCUAUUCCAACCUGAUGAUUUCUAUGGGUGUUUCCUUGGAACUGGAGAUCCAGCAACAGGUUCAUCGUCAAGUAAAACAACUGGAGUUGCAUUAAGGUCUCGACGGGGUAUUUUCGAUAAGAUUGGUAACUUUUUCAAGAAAGUCGGCCAAGGAAUUGUUGAUACAGUGAAAAAAACUGUCAACACUGUUGUCGACACAGCUAAAGGUGUUGUUCAAUCCGUUGGUAAAGUAAUUAAAGGUGAUCUUAAGGGUGCUAAAGAUGCUUUCAUGAAGAUUCCAGUUGUUAACGAUGUUAAAAAUGUUGUUGAACUUGGAGGUGCCGUUAUCAAAGGAGAUUGGAACAAGGUUAAAGAAAAAGGUGCUGAUCUACUUCAAUCAUCAACUCUCGAUCUUAUUACAACAGUUAUUCCUGGAGGUAAAAUCCUCGGCAAAGGUUUAAGUGCUGCUGGUAAAGCGCUUGGUAAUACAGGUAAAAUUGCCAAGAACGAUGUCAAGAAAAGCAUCGGUAAAAGUGACACUAAGGACAAAAAAUUGAAGGACAAAGACAAUAACAACAACAACAAUAACAAUAAUAAUAACAACGACAAGAAUAGAGACAAAGAUCAAAGAGGAAGCCAAUGUCCAAGACGCGACAAUCGCACUAAUCGUAAGAGACGAGCAACUAAUGGUCGGAAACGACCUGGAAACGACUGUGACGAUGAAGAUGACGGUAAACGUGAGGGAUGUGCAAGACCAAAUGUCAAUAACAUUAUUGACACAACAACAAGCGAAUGCAACAAUCGUAAGGCUACAGCCAAAUGUAAUUUCGAGUGUGAACCUGGAUAUGAUGAGAACGAUCCUUCAGUAACAUGCACUCGAACGGGUAAGACUCUCGUUUGGAAUCCAGCGCCAAAAUGUACACUUAAAACAUGUAAAGCAGGUAAAGAAGUUUUAAUUGUUCUUGAAACACCAAAGUCGAGAUUGAGCAUCGGAGGAACAUCAAAGAACGUUGUUGCUUAUUGUGUGCUUUUCGAUAGUAAUCGUAAACUACCAAUUUGGUCAGUUACCUUCCAACAAAGUUCGGACUUGAAAAAAUUCCAGAAUCGAGAACACUCAUGGAAAAAGUACCCAUGUACAGCUUUGGCUACUAAACAAGCGGACGAUGGCGAUUAUUCUGGUACCAAUUGGCAAAAAGGUCAUUUGACUCCGGCUAAUGUCGCACUUUGGUCACCAAAAGCUGCCCAAUCUACUAAUUUGUACAUUAACGCAGCCCCACAAGACGGAAGUACCAAUGGUGGAAGCUGGAGAGACCUUGAAGCUCAUGUCCAAUGUUUCGGUGGUCGAAAACGGAUACUUGUCGCAACGGGUGUUUGUGAUGCCUCGAUCGGCAAAUCAAAAUCUUUGGGUGGAGUUGAUGUUCCCUCUUGUUUCUGGAAGUUGUUAUGUUACGAAGAUGAAAGUGAUAACACUGUUGUCGUUGGUUUUAAAUCUGACAAUAGUCAAAUCUCAACGGGUGAUGCUGGUAAAAAAGACAGAGAAACGCGAAGGAAACAAAUUUUCACUCCACUUUCUCAAGCGGAAAUCGGUAAACUUUAUUCGGGUAAAAAUCCAUGGAUUUCAACAGCAACUGAACUGUUCAAAGGCCGUGAGGCUGAAGCUGCGGCUGGAGCCACAAAUUGGACUCCGGUGAAUCCUUUACGUUGUGCAGCGGCAAAUAAUCUGGUUGAUGAUGAGAAAGAUGCUUGGGCUGCUGCUUUCGCACGAAUCGAUUAUGAUAUUGUGCGAGGAAAGGGACCGAAAAAACCGAAGGGUAAAACCAAGAAAAAGAGACAAGCUGAAAGAGGUUUGGGCCGUGGAUGUAUUGAUGACAAUGACUUCAAAUCGGCUUUAUCGUUGGUUGGACUCGCAGCAGGACUUGCAACUUUAGGCGGUGCUGAUGGCAGUGAUUCGCCCAUCGGUGGGGUUGAAGAUAAUGGUGAUGGAUCAGUCCAAGUGAAUGUUCAAAGUUGUGGUAAACGAAUCAUCGGUUAUUAUACUUCGUGGGGAAAGAAACCAAUAACUGGACGAAUGCUACAGAAAUUAACUCAUGUAAUUUAUGCUUUCUUGGAGAUAUCAGCCGAUGGAACCAUCAGCAUUGGUUCACCAGAUCGUAAGAACAGCGCUAACAUUGCAGAAGAAACUGAAAAGGCGAGAAAACGAUUAGAACACUUGAUGUCACUUCGAAGUAUGUAUCCACAUGUUAAGAUUAUGUUCGCAGUCGGAGGUUGGGAGAAUUCUCAAUAUUUCAGUGCCAUUGCCUCUUCUCCUUCAAUGAGACAAACAUUCAUGAGUUCGGUUAUCAAAAUGAUCGAGACUUGGGAAUUCGAUGGAGUCGAUAUCGACUGGGAAUACCCCGUAACCGGAGGUGCCAAUGAAGGUGUUCCAUCCGAUAAAGAAAAUUAUGUCGCCCUGAUGAAGGAAAUGAGAGGUUUACUUGAUUCCUUACAAUCAGAAAAGGGAAGAAAAGACAAAUAUUUAUUAUCUUUCGCUGGUGCUGCUGGACAAUGGACACUUGACCCUGGUUUCGAUUUACCUGGUCUACUUAAAUAUGCCGAUUUCGCCAAUAUCAUGACCUACGAUUACUUCGGUGCUUGGGCUUCUAAAUGGGGAGCAUAUACUGGUCCUCCAGCACCUCUUUUCUUCGGAAUGCCACCUCGAUUCUCUGGUAAGACCAACACCGCUUGGACUGUUAAGUAUUACACUUGCAAAUCGAAACUUCCUCAUAAAUUGAACAUGGGUGUUCCUUUCUAUGGAAGGUAUUGGAAGAAUGUCGGAGAUCCCGUUGAUGGUAAAGAUGGAAUGUGGAGAACAGCGACUGCCGUCAAUGGUAAAUUCGAAGGAGAUUUUGUUCCUUGGGACAAAAUUGGAACAGACUAUUUGUCUAAUCCUUCAUUUACUGUUACUUUCCAUGAGAAAUCGAAAACACCUUAUGCUUGGAGUCCAAGUACAAAGACAUUCUUAGGUUUCGAGAAUGAACAAUCCUUAGGAGAAAAAGUUAAAUAUGCUGUCGAUAAGAAUGUCGGUGGUUUGAUGGUUUGGGCUGUUGAUUUGGACGACGACGAACUGACGUUACUUGAUAUCGUCAGUAAAGCUCCAUUGUGUUCAAAUACUGAUCCAAAUGACAAUAAACACGUUUGCUCACCAAUCGAUGAAAAGAGAUGGUGGACGCCCGAAGAUGGAAGCGACAAAGAAGGACUUUGUGGUAAAUCAGCUCCUCUUUACAAAGGUUAUUAUCCAGUUUGUGACCCCGAUGACCCAGGGUACAGUUGUUGUGGUAAAUUUGGUUAUUGUGGAACUGGACCCGAUUUCUGUGAUUGUCCUUCAUGUAAAGACUUUGGUAAAAACCCCAAGAUCAUUUUAGAAGGAGCAAUUAAGCCUUCCGUUCCUGUUCAAUGGUACAUUCUAAGUGAUCCUGAUGGUAAAAGAGGAAGAUGUGGACGAAAGAUCGAGAAACUGAAUGGCCAGUAUCCAAUUUGUAACCCGGACGAUGACAACAAUCAUUGUUGUUCCAAUGGCGGUUAUUGUGGUGCAACACCCGAACAUUGUACCUGCUCGGGUUGUGUCGAUUUCCGAAAGAAUCCCAACUACAAAUGGGGACCCAAAAAGUGGUGGACAUUAGAAGACGGAGAAAACCUCGGAGGAGCUUGUGGGCCAAAAGCACCAAAAGUAGACGGAGUUUAUGAAGCCGAAUGUGAUCCAGAUUCACUGACUCAUUAUUGUUGCAGUUCGCAAGGUUGGUGUGGAGCCGGAAAAGACUUUUGUGAUUGUAAUGGUUGUAGAAACUUUAAAAACAAAAGUUAAUCAACUAAAAUCUAUUAAGCUAUUCUUUUGCUGAACAAAUCAACAUAUGUAAUCAAUUAAACGAUUCAAUCCCAACUUUCUC
Panonychus citri (citrus red mite) is the source of this 6269-nucleotide messenger RNA. RefSeq lists its product as uncharacterized. Lineage: Eukaryota; Metazoa; Arthropoda; Arachnida; Trombidiformes; Tetranychidae. The transcript has 7 exons. The coding region runs from base 68 to 6187 and encodes 2039 amino acids. The record is from RefSeq and is a predicted model, not a curated record. Gene Ontology annotation, molecular function: metal ion binding; nucleic acid binding; chitin binding. Gene Ontology annotation, biological process: carbohydrate metabolic process.